This is a messenger RNA of Gadus macrocephalus (Pacific cod), 2706 nucleotides long. It is a transcript of the gene casp10, whose product is annotated as caspase 10, apoptosis-related cysteine peptidase. The transcript is spliced from 8 exons. Gene Ontology annotation, molecular function: cysteine-type endopeptidase activity; protein binding. Gene Ontology annotation, biological process: proteolysis; negative regulation of extrinsic apoptotic signaling pathway via death domain receptors. Bases 172 to 1674 code for a protein of 500 amino acids. NCBI's taxonomy places the organism in Eukaryota, Metazoa, Chordata, Actinopteri, Gadiformes, Gadidae. The record is from RefSeq and is a predicted model, not a curated record.
AUAAACGUCAGGUGAACAGCACAAGCUGGCAGACGGUAUCACAGCCUACACAGAGCGGACGCGUGUCAUAAUUGAGCUCACUUUAGAAAACAUGUUUGUGGAGGAGGAUAAUAGGAGAGCCUGAAAUCAAGCGGACAGAACCUUUCGCUGUCAAACACAAUCUCACCAGAGAUGGAGUUCCGGGAGAAGCUACUAAAGGUGGACCAGGUCCUGAACAGCGAUGACACAAAAGCUUUGGCCUUUCUCUGCAAAGAUAUCCUGAAAUGUGAUAUAAGCUCAGUGAAGUCCCCCAUUGACCUCUUCAAACUUCUGGAGGAAAAAGACGACCUCUCUGAGGAUCAGCCAUACCUACUCGCCGAUCUACUACGUGUCAUCGAACACUUUCAGUUACUGCGUGAGCUUGAUCUCAAUAGUACGAUGUCUACUACAGUAAACCCUAUCACCCCUUACAGGAAGCUGCUUUAUGAACUUUCGAAAGACAUCGGCCAAAAAGAAUUGAAAAAAAUCAAAUUUCUUUUGACCAAGGACCUCAAACGUUCAGCACGGGAGCUGAAUGUUUCUACACUUGAAGUCUUCUUAGAAAUGGAGCGCAUGGACCUUCUGAGCAGCUCUAACCUCCUCCGGCUGGAGCAGAUACUAAAAGACGUCCGUCCAGUGUUGUGGAAACAAAUCCUACAAUUUAAGGACUCACAAGGAAAAAUAGCCCAAGAGACAGGACUUGUGGACCUCCGACCAAGGUCCUCAUCGGAUGCCUCUCGCCGUGGAAAGGAUCAGACGGACGUGGAUCCCCCGCCAUACCCCAUGAAGGCUCAACAGAGAGGCGUCUGCUGGAUCGUCAACAACUUUGACUUCAGCCGCUCCUCUGGAAAACACAAGAAUCGGGAGGGCACAGACAUUGAUGAAGGGAGGCUGAGUCUUGUGUUCAGCUGGUUGGGCUUCGAGGUGGAGGAGGUGAAGGACGCCACCAGAGAUAAGAUGCUCUCCUCCAUGCGGGAGCUGGCCAGCAGGGACCACAGUGGGAUGGACUGCGUCGCUUGCAUCGUCCUGAGCCACGGCCUGAAGGGCGGCGUGUACGGGGUGGACGGGAAGGUGGUCCGGCUGGAGGAGCUCACAGACCUUCUGCAUGGGUUGCGGUGCGCCUCCCUGAGAGGGAAGCCCAAGCUGUUCUUCAUCCAGGCCUGCCAGGGCAACCAGAGGGAGCAGGCGGUCCCCGUCCCGGCCGACAGACCCGUCAACCCUAAGGUCCACGACCAAACUGACGGACCCAGCAGCCCUGGGGUCAACAUCCAGACCGACGGACCCAGCAGCCCUGGUGAUAUCUGCAGCGACGUCGUGGUCGCGAGUGAGUUGCUACCCAGCACGGCAGAUUUCCUAACCGCCAUGGCUACCACUCCCUCCCAUGUCUCUGUGAGAUUGGAGGAUAAAGGCUCCUGGUUCAUCCAGUCCUUGUGCAAGAACCUUGUGCAGUUGGUUCCACAGGGCCAAGACUUAGUCAGUAUCCUGACGAAGGUGAACGAUGAUGUGAGCCAGAUGUUCAAACGCAUCGGCGGAUGUCGACAGAUGCCCCAACAUUCCUCCUCUCUGCGGAUGCGUGUGGUCUUCCCCGUCCCUGAAGGCCGUUUCAUCCACAAAGUCACUUUCGAUGAUUUUUUAGGCGAAGAAUCAACUGUGUAGAUUUCGAACAUUAGCGGUUUUCUGGGAAAUGCUGGCGAAUCGAAAAUGUGUGCUAACGUUUUGGCGUCCAGAAGCUCCAUAAGCGCCUGCGGGGCAACUGUCAAAUGCGACCGACUGGGAACAUGCAACCACUUGCUUGUGACCUAAGAGAAUGUUCUUUGCAUUCUUGGUAAUGUUUUACCUGCACAUAUUAUGUAUGUAAAAGUAAACCGUAUGUAUUUAUGUAUGUGUGUUUGUAAGUAUGAAUGUAUGUAUGUAGGUAUGGAUGAAUGUAUGUAUGUAUGUAUCCAUGUAUGUAUAUAUGUUAUAUGUACGUCAAUUAUUGAAUCCGGAAGUAAAAAUACCAUUCAUAUUCUGCAUAGAUGUUUUUGAUUAUUAGCCAUUAUGUCGUAACCAUCCAAGAUAAACUUUCCACGAGCCAAGAGAUUGUGAAAAGAUGGUAUGCUCCUGUAGAAGCCACAAGUUAGAGAAAAGUUUCAGGAAAAAUAUGUUUUAUUCGCGAUGUCAUUGAAAAACACUACACUACCCACAAUCCUAAAAUGUAACACGACGUAUUCGAUUUUUUGGAGCUCGCUGUUAUCAUGGAAACGGUUAGCGCUGGCGCCAAAGCCAAGCCAUUGAUUACUGCUACGGCUGAACUCGACCGUUUACCACAGAGCCGCCACUUCCCUUUCUGACAAUGAGGCGUUCUUUUUAGAGAUGAGGACAAGAUUGUCCAAAAGGGUUAAAAUCCCUGCACACAAGUCAGGCCAUGUACUGGAGAUAGUGUAUGUGAGGGCCAGCUUUUGGGUUCAGUAUGAAAGAGAUUUUUGCAGAGAUGAGUUGUACUAAUCAUGUCUUUUUCACGCUGCAGGUAAUAUCGAAAAAAUAAAAAAAUGACAUAGCAGUGCUAUAUAGUUAUUAUCUGGGUAGGAUGAAGGCUAGGAAUUAGUGCUGUCAGUUAAACGCGUUAUUAACGGCGUUAACGCAAACCAAAUUUAACGGCGUUUAGUUUUUUAUCGCGCGAUUAACGCAAUUUUUUUAUUUAAUUAU